UGCUUCAAAAUAUCAUGCGCCACAGUGCCACACUCACAUUCCUUCGACUGAAUGGGGACAGAACCCAAUUUAAUUAGAAAACCAAUACUUUUGUAGUAUCUUGGUCUGUCAAGCGCUAGUUGCCAUCGUUGACUAACACCGUCCGAUCUUAUUGACUGAUACCGUAUCAAUGAUAGCCUUGACUGAAUGGCAUACUCUGCUGCUUUUCUAUCAUAUUCUAAAACCUUUCUCCGCACCAUUCUUGACUAUUUCCUUUUGCAUAAAAAUUCAGAACAUACUACAUAUUGUCUAAUUUCUUCCUGGAUAUCAUAUUUAGCUACUAAUUCCAUCAUAUGAAAUAUAGGUGAUUUCAUGUCUGGUUUAUGCUCUCUGCCAAUCAUAAGUUAAUUGUCAUAUUGCAAGAUUUCUUCUCUGUGUAUGUACAUCUCUACCACGAAGCUCUCUUUAUUUGGAUAUACAUCUCGCUCACGAAUCUCUCACUGGGUGUACAUAAUCACUACCACGAUUUUUGUCCUACGAAUCUUUUUCUUAUGCUUCACGUUUACGUCGUAUGUAUGGUUGUAGAUCUUAUCCAAGGUCACAGGAAGGCAUGGAUUGGUUUAAGUCAACGACGGAUCAACAGUGGUUUUAAGUGGGAUGACAGCGCUAAGUUUCAGUAUAAUUUUGGUAACUUUCGGAGUCAUGGUCGGCAUUCUAAACAGUGCGCAGUGAUACGCAGUGAUGGCUAUUGGGUUUCUUCCUAUUGCUCUAUUGACAACCCUUAUGUAUGUUCGAAAAAGCCAGACUGUGAACCUGGAUGGAGUGGUGAUGAAUGUGACCGGCAGUGUCACUGUUACGCGGGGUUUGUCUGUAACGCCAGCGCCACCUGUCGGUAUGGUUGUGAGCCGGGAUGGUAUGGUGAAAUGUGUGACACACACCAAGAAAAAACUACAGUGUCAUUCUACUGCAUGAAGCAGAGAGAAGGAGCCUACUCGCUGAUGCUUUCCUCAAGCCAUCCAACUGACCAACUUGUUGGUAUUGUGAACGCCGAGGGAGCAAUCAAUCCCAACUGCAGCAUUGAGAGACCAGAAAGGAUACUCAAGCCUUCCGAAAUGCGUUUAAAUGUUCAAAUUAAAAACGUUUCUGGAGAAUUGAUACCAAACUGUCCUGCAGAAAUAGUUGCUGAUGGAGUCCUGAAUUGGACGAUAAGAUUUCAGAAGGAAAAAGGUGUAGAAUCAUUUGAAGAUGAGGAACAUCAAGUUCAGUGUGAUCUGUCUAAAGCCGAUGCUGCAUUUGAUGCCAAGGGUGUCGCGGUGGAGAAGAUUCGAGAGAGACCCAUAAUGACUGCCACACAGACAAGAGUCAACGUAAGGGCAUAUCUAGCAAGUCCUGAAACUCUGGAACCGGUUGCAAACAUCAGCCUAGGUGUUCCUGUCAGACUGGUGGUCACGCUUCCUGAAGGGGAUGAUGUUGUCAAUCCGUUCUUCUACCCUCGGUUCUGUCAAGCUUCAUCUCCAGAUGGGAAGGUUUCUUUUCCACUGACCGGCUCAUAUGGCUGUCCUCCAAAUAGAAACAAAAUCGGUUUUGGAAGAAUGACGAAGGUCUCUGGGGUGAUCCAGUCGAAUGUGUUUCCCCUGUUCCGACUCUGGGGCUACACUGAAGUGGUGUUCAGUUGCACUCUUGUAGUACCCAGAUUCAAUCGAUUUGAAUAUUAUACACCAAAUUGUUCCUGGUAGCACAUAUGCAUUGCGGAUGAAAGGUCAACUGCAAAGAUGAAAACAUCCCAUCAAAGGCAGCGAGUUCCGAUGUCACUGUCAAGAUGACACAGCAGAAAUAAAAACGCCGCAAAUUUCCCUUCACAUCUUCAUGACAAAUAAUGUUCACUUGGAAUAAACAAAAGUGCC
This is a messenger RNA of Haliotis rubra (blacklip abalone), 1883 nucleotides long. RefSeq lists its product as uncharacterized. Lineage: Eukaryota; Metazoa; Mollusca; Gastropoda; Lepetellida; Haliotidae. The record is from RefSeq and is a predicted model, not a curated record. The transcript is spliced from 11 exons. Bases 363 to 1715 code for a protein of 450 amino acids.